UGAGAGUCUUAUAUCCUCAUCUGCAUGAUAUAUCCAUAGCCUUCUACUACAAGCACCAUUCAACCACUUCUCUAACCUACUUCGCAACUCUAUCACCAUGUCGUCUUACGAUAACACCUCCGGCCAAGACACCACCACGGGUGGCACCACCUUCCCAGGUAACGAGCAAGUCCCCAAAGAUCAGACCGGGGCCACCACCGAUUCCAAGAAGGACGAGUCUAAAGACUCUAGUUUCAAGGAUGAGUCCGCGAAGGACCAGAAGCCCGAGGAGACGGAGGCUUCGACUACUACGGCUUAUUCCAAGAAGAAGUACCAGUCUGGUUAAAGACUGCGGUCUAUGAAGAUAGAAAGGGGGGGUAGUUGAAUGGGGGUUGAUGGCUAUCGCAGCCACAACGUACCAUGUAGACAUGGAUACCGAUACCCUGUGGUUGAUGGUUGACGUUUUGGGAAUGGAUGGAUUCGUUGAUCAGAGCGGUGUGAACGUAUACCCAACCGAGACAAGAUCAGAUGAACAACAUUUGGAAGGCGGGAACGAUGAACAAAGGAAAGAGAGAAAGAGAGAAAGGGAUUACGAUCGUUUCGCGACUGUGUGUGGGUUUAACUUCGAACUUCCUGUUUGGCUAGCUUGAUGUUGUCGGGAAAGAUAGGUACCUCGCCGGUGCUUGAGUGAGGAACCUUGAUCAGAUAGACAGACGACUUUGAGUUGCCUGGUGGGCAUUGAAUAUAUCACCAUGGUUGCUACCCCCUAAUCUGCUACUAAGGUUGGCUGUGGAGCUUUAAACCUCUUCCCUACG
Molecule: messenger RNA, 794 nt
Organism: Neurospora crassa OR74A
Lineage: Eukaryota; Fungi; Ascomycota; Sordariomycetes; Sordariales; Sordariaceae
Exons: 3
Coding region: 98-325 (75 amino acids)
Source: RefSeq, a predicted model, not a curated record